This is a messenger RNA of Patella vulgata (common limpet), 1362 nucleotides long. RefSeq lists its product as uncharacterized. The transcript has 2 exons. Lineage: Eukaryota; Metazoa; Mollusca; Gastropoda; Patellidae. Bases 104 to 1210 code for a protein of 368 amino acids. The record is from RefSeq and is a predicted model, not a curated record.
UACCCAUUUUUGUCUUGAACAUUUCUUACAAGCAUAGCAGCAAUCUGAAACAUCAUUUAUCAUCCUCGGCUUUGCUCAAUUGUGACUGCUGCCUCUCGUGGUGAUGGACGGGGAUUGGGAGAGGCCUCGUAGAAUGACGCAGAUAACAACAAAGAAAACCAAACCGUCUCCCGAGGUAUCCACGAAGACAAAAAAUUCGAAAACGACAAAAAAAGAUUCCGGCUAUUGUGGUUCUUUUGCUAAAUUGUUUGUGUUCGUAUUGGUAUGUUCAUUAGCCAGUUCAAGUUAUACAAUACGCAAUUACAAUUACAGCGAUUCUAAAUUACUUUACAAGACAGACCAAUACGUUAUAAGCCAUUGGUUUAGUUCUUUUUCAACCUUACUCUGCAAAAGCUAUGAAUUAAACACGUUCUACAAUGCUGACGCUUUCCUUGUGAAUGGAGAAGCAAGAAGCAGUCAGAAAUGGCGGGAAGUCAUAACUUUGACUGAGCGUGACGUCAUAAAGGAGAACGAUUAUGCAUACCAUGCCUCCCAUUUAAUUCACGGGUCGUCAAUUCAUGUCAAAGGAUGUAGCAUUCUCGAAAUGUUGCCAAAAGCCGAAGUUUUGGUCAUCAAAGGCAACAGUAAUUGGGAAAGUUGGAAAACCGGAAAUUGUCCGAUUACAUGCGUGGCAAAAUCCAUCGACAUCAAAGCGCAAGAGACAUGCAACUUUAUGGAAAUCUUUGAUCUCGAAUACGAUGUGACGUCAGACGACAAUUAUUACGUAGUAAUAACAAAGAAAGCGGACAGUGGCGACCAGUCAACAUUUAUUUACAGUCAACUAAAACUCAACAAAACAGUUUAUGAUUUGUCGCAGACUGUCAGACAUUGUCAUCAACAGCAAUCGUGCGUUCUCCCUCUCGACUUCGGCAAACAGCAAGAAAUCAUUGUCAGAAUAGAAAACGACCAAUCAUCUAGUCACCUAGGCUCUGUUCGGACACAAUGCCAAUUACGAACAAUCAUGUUGGUUGGCGUUUUCGCAAUUCUACCUGCUUCCUUAAUUCUAUUGGCGGGUCUUUGCUGUUGUAUGUGUUACACUAUGGGAAAACGGGAGGCCAAAAUUAAUAGAAAGUUGCAGAUAACCAAAGCAUUGGUUAACAACGACAAAGAGAAGUUGCCGCCGUCUUAUGACUCUAUCACCAAAAUACAAGCUUCCGAUUCAAUAGCUUAAAUAUUCGGACAUAAAACAAACCGACGAUGAAGCUUACAUCUUAUUUGACUAAUUUUAAUUAUAAGACUAUUCUAAUAUUAAAAUAAAGCUAAAAUUAUUUAUUUUAAAAUAGACAAAAUGAAGUAUCAAAUCUCUAAUAUUGUAGACUCAUU